Messenger RNA from Puma concolor (puma), 1431 nucleotides. Lineage: Eukaryota; Metazoa; Chordata; Mammalia; Carnivora; Felidae. The record is from RefSeq and is a predicted model, not a curated record.
AUGGCGGUGCAGGAGUCAGCUGCUCAGCUUUCCAUGACCCUGAAGGUGCAGGAGUACCCGACCCUCAAGGUGCCGUAUGAAACACUGAAUAAACGCUUCCGGGCUGCUCAGAAAAACAUUGACCGAGAGACGAGCCACGUCACCAUGGUGGUGGCCGAGCUGGAGAAGACGUUGAGCGGCUGCCCCGCCGUGGACUCUGUGGUCAGCCUUCUGGAUGGCGUGGUGGAGAAGCUCAGCGUCCUCAAGAGGAAGGCGGUGGAGUCCAUCCAGGCGGAGGACGAGAGCGCCAAGCUGUGCAAGCGCAGGAUCGAGCACCUCAAGGAGCACAGCAGCGACCAGCCCGCGGCGGCCAGCAUGUGGAAGAGGAAGCGCAUGGACCGCAUGAUGGUGGAGCACCUGCUGCGCUGCGGCUACUACAACACGGCCGUGAAGCUGGCCCGCCAGAGCGGCAUCGAGGACUUAGUGAACAUCGAGAUGUUCCUGACUGCCAAAGAAGUGGAGGAGUCCCUGGAGAGGCGCGAGACCGCCACCUGCCUGGCCUGGUGCCACGACAACAAGUCCCGGCUGCGCAAGAUGAAGGGCCGCCAAAGCGAGCACGACGCGAAGACGGGACGGAAAAGUAGAGUGGCCAGUGGCUCCCCUAAAGAGAGUGAGGAUCUUGGUAUGGAAACCAUAAAAGGAAAGCCAGAAUUGAGCUGCCUGGAAUUCAGCCUCAGGAUUCAGGAGUUCAUUGAACUCAUCCGGCAGAACAAGAGACUGGACGCCGUGAGACACGCGAGAAAGCAUUUCAGUCAGGCUGAGGGGAGCCAGCUGGACGAGGUCCGCCAGGUCAUGGGCAUGCUGGCCUUCCCACCAGACACGCACAUCUCGCCCUACAAGGACCUGCUGGACCCUGCCCGGUGGCGAAUGCUGAUCCAGCAGUUCCGGUACGACAACUACCGGCUGCACCAGCUGGGGAACAACUCUGUGUUCACCCUGACGCUGCAGGCUGGCCUCUCGGCGAUAAAGACACCGCCCCCCCCCCCAGCCCCCCAGUCUGCGGCCGCACCGCCGGUGGGGCCGGGGUCCCAGGAGCGGCCCCCGCGGCUCUGGCCCGCUCGUGCCCACAUCCCAGAGUCCCGCUCCAGCACGCAGGUGGUCGGCCUGCUCUGCUCGGGGAGGCAAGGGCGGCAGGGCCAUCCGAGUGGGGUCUCCGGAGUCGCCGGCACACGUUGGCGGCAUGCUGCCAGCGUGUGCACGCACGCGAGUGGCCACGCGCCCCGGGAGCCCCUUCCGGUCCACUCCAGCGACCGCAUCCACGCCUAUCCACACCGUCUGUCCGCGUGCAACGAGCUCUUGGGCUUUGACCACCAGGGAUUAGUUUUGCCUUCGGGUUACGUGGAGACAGACAACGUGCUCCUUUGUGCCGUGCUCGCUUCAGCAGGUGCCUGA